CCCAUAACAUGAACACAAAUACAGGAGAGGAGUUGAGAUCCAGUAACCCAACAAAAACCAGCUGGACAGAGCAACAACUUAUCUAAGUGGAUAUAAUACAGCACAAGAAGAGUGACUGCUCCUUCCUCAGCUUGCCACAUGCACUUGCUGUAGUUGGAGGGGAAAUCAGACUGAGUGUGGAAAUCCAGCAGCCGAGUAGCUGUUUAGUCCUGGAACAUGAAGCUUAGUGUGGCGUUGUUCUUUGCAGGGCUCUUUGGGGCUUUGGCAGCUGUGUUUGUCCUGCUUUCCUUUGGAACUGAUUACUGGCUACUGGCCUCAGAGAGUUGCCACCCAAACGCUGAUGCAUCUGUUGGCCCAGGCGAAGUGGCCAAAGAGCGUGGGGAUUUAGUAGUGGGACAGGAAGCUGAUAGUGACAUCACUCUGUACCAUGAGGGUUUCUUCUGGAGAUGCUCCUUUGGAGGCAACAUGGGGGAUGACAACCUGCUGUGGAAACUCUGGUUCACAAAUCAACCACACUCAAAAAUAUGUAUGCCUUCCUACCUUUUUCCAUUCCCUGUGUCUCAUCAAACCCACAACGCCACAGUGUAUGAUUCCGCCAUAAUCUACAGAAGCUUCUGGAGCAUUUUUAUGCUCAUUGGUGUGGCAGCUGUGGCUCUUGCUGGGUUCUUCAUCAUCUGUGCUGCUCCGUUUGCAAGCCAUCGCUUGUAUAAAGUAGGGGGCGGCUUUUUCCUGGCAUCUGGUUUUUUCCUUCUGUGUGUUGUGGUGAUGUACGUACUGUGGCUUCAGGUGUUGGAUGUGGUGGAUGUCUACAUUGAACACCAACGGUCCCUGUGCCCAAAUUUCCAACUUUCCUUCAGCUAUGGUCUGUCCUUCAUGUUUGCACCCAUUGGCAUCUUCUUCUGCCUCCUGGCUGGCCUCCUUUUCCUCCUCAUUGGCCGAACUGUUCAAAUUCAUUGCCACUGAAUAAAAGUUUUUUGCAGUCAGAUUAUAACAUUUUCCCAGUGUUUCUGCCAUGUAAAAACAGGACUUUGUAGAUUCUGUUUGGCAGCUGUGUGGUUUAAAUGUUCUCACAAGCUUGAAGAUUUUGUUCCAAGGAAAUUUUUCAUCUGAUGUUGAGCUCAGAAUUGUCAUCAUUAUUACCAUUACUCCAACCUGAGCAGCUGAGCUAAGUAACAUACAUAAAUGAACACAGUGCAGGUAUGAUCAUGUUUAAAUACCAAUGGCUUUAUUUGAAUGUUGCAUGUUGGGUAUAUCUUCAUCAAUGUUUAUUUUCCUGCACAAACUCAUCUAAUUUGAAUAAAUGAAUUAUUCUCAGGCUUCUGCAGUAAGAUGUAAGCCUUUGUAUUUAUUUCAGGUGUUGUAGAAAACAUGAUGCAGUUUUUAAUGACAACCUUAUAAGCAUGUAAUGUAUAUAUUCUGUAUACAUACUACUAGGAGUCAGUGCUUUUGGAAUGUGUGUCUAAUUAAUUGAUGAUUAGAUCCUGUUUGUUUAAUCCACCAAUUAUAUAUAAAAGAGCUCAAAAACAGCAGUUCAUUGAUCUCUCAAUGCUCCAUCCUUUUCUGUGGCUCGCUGAUUUAUACUGAUGAUGCAUGCAAAAAUUAACUUCAGCUUAGUGCUGAAUUUUUCAUCAAACAGAAGCAUUUGUUUUUUGUGGUUGAUAUUCUGAUGCGUAUUUACAGCUAUGGAACUACUAUGUCUAUGCUCAUAAUAAUCAAAGAAUUUGCCAGCCAGCAUGGUGGUAUGGCUUAACACAUUCAAACCUGACACAAGAUUAGUUUUUUCUCUAUCACAAAUGGGAAUUGUAGAUAAACAUGUUUCUAAAGAGUCACUUCAUUUCUGGAUUUGGAUUAAUUUUUUAAAUGAAUAGUUCUUAAUAUGUUUUUUUUUUUUCCAGCGGUUCAGUUUAAUGGUCAUGUUGUAUCUGGUUCAGCACAAAUUGUCAUGUUUCCAAAAGACACAACAGUUUUUAUGCAGACAAUGUUGUGUUAUUGCUUUGUAUGAUUUCACAGUCCGUCCGGUAUCUCUUCUAUUAUUUGAAGUGUGUUGUUUGAUUGUAAUAAUAUCUGUCAAAUAAAUGUUCUUUUUCUGUGAUCUGUUUGGCAUUAAAAUUAAAAGGUGAAAGCUUUGGUGUAGUGACAAUAUAAUACAACAUUCUAGAAAAACCUGAGGAGGAU
Molecule: messenger RNA, 2175 nt
Organism: Melanotaenia boesemani (Boeseman's rainbowfish)
Lineage: Eukaryota; Metazoa; Chordata; Actinopteri; Atheriniformes; Melanotaeniidae
Gene: tmem182a
Product: transmembrane protein 182a
Exons: 5
Coding region: 217-963 (248 amino acids)
Cellular component (GO): membrane
Source: RefSeq, a predicted model, not a curated record